UUGGUAAAUCAAAGCCUGCAAACCCUCUCCACAAUUGCACCAGAAAGCUGCACUGAGUAUGUUCUCUCGAGGGCUCCGAACUUGAAAAAACUGGGCAUUCGUGGAAAAAUAGCUAAGCUAAUGGAACCAAGUCAGUCCAUAUUGUUCAACAAUGUUAAGAGGCUGCAAUUUCUUGAGAACUUGAAGCUGAUAAAUGUUGGUCAGACUGAUCAGACACAAUUACGCCUUCCUCCAGCAUCUCUAUUUCCAACUAAGUUGAGGAAGCUGACUUUAUCAGACACCUGGUUGGAGUGGGAUGAUAUGUCUGUAUUGAAACAGUUGAAGUGCCUUCAAGUCUUGAAGCUGAAAGACAAUGCAUUUAAGGGAGAGCGCUGGGAACUAAAUGGAGGUUUUCCUUUCCUACAAGUGUUAUGCAUUGAAAGGGCAAACUUAGUUUCUUGGAAUGCUUCGGGUGAUCACUUCCCGAGACUUAAACAUCUUCACAUAUCAUGUGAUAAACUUGAGAAGAUCCCCAUUGGCCUGGCUGAUAUACGCAGCCUCCAAGUGAUGGAUUUGCGAAAUUCCACCAAAUCAGCAGCAAAAUCUGCCCGAGAGAUACAAGCCAAAAAAAGCAAGCUGCAAACUGCUAAAUCCCAGAAGUUCGAGCUUUCUGUAUUCCCUCCUGAUUCUGAUGUACAGACAGCUUCUUAGAAAGGUCUAAAAUAAUCGCAUGCUGCUGGUUCAACCAGCCUGGUUGGCGCGCAUGGUUUUUGCUUCAUUUGGCUCACUGCUCAAACAGCGAAGCCUAUUGCAUUUCAUAAGUGGAACGACUGAUCCACAGUUUUGUAACUCUUUGGUUUCUUACUGUAUUUGAUGUGUGUUCAUGUUUUAUUGAUUGUGACUGUAAUGUGCCAUCGUAGCCGAGGAAUAAGAGCCAAAUGUAACGUUCAAGAAAUCUCAGACAUUGAUACUUAUAAGCUAUACCACUCUGAAUUUUCUCCAUUCAGAUACAACAA
Molecule: messenger RNA, 995 nt
Organism: Solanum stenotomum
Lineage: Eukaryota; Viridiplantae; Streptophyta; Magnoliopsida; Solanales; Solanaceae
Product: putative late blight resistance protein homolog R1A-3
Exons: 2
Coding region: 121-690 (189 amino acids)
Biological process (GO): protein folding
Molecular function (GO): alpha-tubulin binding
Source: RefSeq, a predicted model, not a curated record